Pogona vitticeps (central bearded dragon) is the source of this 1761-nucleotide messenger RNA. Lineage: Eukaryota; Metazoa; Chordata; Lepidosauria; Squamata; Agamidae. The record is from RefSeq and is a predicted model, not a curated record.
AUGAAAUACCUCCUGUUUUUCAUCUCAACCUUGUGCCUUUGCUCUGGGCACUACACAAUUCCUCUAUUGCGUUUCUCUGUAUUUCUAGACCCUAGACAUGAAAUCUAUCUCCGAUGGGACCAUGACGAUGAAGAUGCAACGAUGACAUUUGAACUUCAAGCCCCGUCUACUGGGUGGGUGGCUUUCGGCUUCACCCAUAACAAAAAGAUAACUGGGGCCGAUUUUGUAAUUGGUGGAGUCCUUCCGGAUGGCAAUAUCUAUUUCUCGGACUGGCAUGGUGUGAAUGAAGAAACUGUCCUGGAAGAUGAAAGCCAAGACUACGAGUUGCUGUCACUGACACAAGAUGCAACAUCCACCACCAUGGCAUUCCAGAGAUAUUUCCGGACAUGCGACCAAAAUGAUCUGGACAUCACGGGGGACACAUUGCGAGUGCUUGCCGCUUAUGGCACAAAUGACACAAUCGACUUCUUCAAAGGAAGAAUAGUCCACAAAUCUCUCUUCUUGAUGCUGCAGUCAACUGAAGAGGAACUGCAACCCCCUAGGGUCUAUCAUGUGUACGAUCUCAAGCUAAAUGAUUUCCCUGUUCCAGUGGAUGACACUACUUAUGCCUGCACUUUCAUCCCACUGCCCAUUGUCAAGACAAAACAUCACAUCUACAAGUUUGAGCCCCAAAUUACACCACGGAACAUAACCCUGGUGCAUCACAUUCUGGUCUAUGCCUGUGGCAAUGCCAGCGCACUGCCAAGUGGUGUCAGUGACUGCUAUGGAGCUGAUCCUGCUUUCGCCCUGUGUUCCCAGGUUGUGGUGGGCUGGGCUGUAGGAGGUGGGAGCUACAUGUUCCCUAAUGAAACAGGAAUCUCCAUUGGAACUCCAUUGGAUCCCCAGUGGAUCCGGUUAGAAGUUCACUUCAGCAAUUUUGAUUUAAUUCCAGGCUUAAUUGACAACUCAGGGCUACGACUCUACUACACCCCAGAGCUGCGUCCACAUGACAUGGGUAUACUACAAACAGGAGUCUUCAUCUUUCCUAUCCAUUUCAUACCACCUGGAACAGAUUCUUUCAUGUCCUAUGGAGUCUGCAAUACCAGCCACUUUGAGGAGAUCAAUGGUGCUCCAGUGCCUGACAUGCAUGUUUUCGGGUACUUGCUGCACACUCACUUGGCUGGAAGGGGGCUCAGAGGUGUCCUGUACAGGAAUGGACAGCAGAUAACAAUUCUCUGUGAAGACAACAAGUAUGACUUCAAUCUCCAGGAGGCAAGAAACUUGAAGGAGACUGUCGUUAUGAAACCAGGAGGGCCAAGUACUCUGAAUGAAAUGUGUCUGGCUUUCCUUUUCUAUUAUCCACGCAACAACAUCUCCAGCUGCAUGGGAUACCCAGACAUUCAACACGUGGCCAAUGAGCUUGGACAAGAAGCGUCAGAUGCAGUGGAAGGAAUGAUGGCUAUUAACCUGGUGGAAUGGGACAACGAUACCAUCAAGAAAGCAGAGAAGACGUGCAAGGAGGUGGAUCAGAUUGUAAUAAUUAAAACAAUUGAUGAGGUGGUAAGAAAUGAUACAGGCUUUAUUCGAGAUAUUAUUGACUCCGAACCACUACCAUGCAAGGACAUCUCCCAUCCUUUGGCAAAACGACAAGCUAAGUACCUAACGACACCUCUGCUGACCUCCGAAGCUAUGGGUACAAAGGACAUCUUCCCACUUCAUGUCCUGCGUGUCAUACUUUUGGGUUUUACUUGGCUGCUCUGCAUCUCCCAGGGUGGCCUGUGA